Molecule: messenger RNA, 3592 nt
Organism: Nomascus leucogenys (northern white-cheeked gibbon)
Lineage: Eukaryota; Metazoa; Chordata; Mammalia; Primates; Hylobatidae
Gene: TCTE1
Product: dynein regulatory complex subunit 5
Biological process (GO): flagellated sperm motility
Cellular component (GO): sperm flagellum
Molecular function (GO): protein binding
Source: RefSeq, a predicted model, not a curated record
UGAAGUCUGCCCCUCGCCCUCCAGGAGAUAUGGGGCCCCAACCACAUCUUUUCGCGCCAGGGCUGGAAGGGAGUUUGGCACAGGGCAUGGACUGUGUGAAGGAACGCUGUGUUGGCCUGGAACCUUCCUGCGUCUGGUACCAGACUUUCAGCUGGGGGGAAAGGUGGAAGGUGCCCUUCCGCAGGGCCUAAGAUCAACAGGAGGCCUCACGGGAGUUCCAGUGACUUCUACAGGUGCCUUGGAGAAGGUGCGUCCACCCUCCUCAUCUUCCACAGACGCUUUUCCUGGACCAGCUCCCUAUCCAUUGCCACACAGAAGCUACCAAGAGAGCACAAGCACUCCAGACCAGCAGCCCCCUGCCCGACCCCCGCCUCCCGCAGGAAGCCCACCCGUUCCUAGACACGUCCCGAGCACAGGGCAUAGCGCAAGGCCACAGUCCCACUAACCCCAAAGCGGCCGCUUCCACGGAACCGUCCAGAGGCCGGGCCUGGCCACCCUGCGCGCGAGUGAGCCGCGUGCCUGGCGCGCAGCGGCAGCAGAGGAAGCAGCAGCGCCCCCUCCUCCGAGCCGCGGCGCGCUCGUCCUCCCCGCCCGGCCCGCUCCUAGCAACGCGGGGCGUCCCCAACGACAAAGACCGGCGCCGGCGCGCGGGACUCUGCGUGAGGCGAACGCCGGGGCUUCCGGAGCGGAUCCCUACUUGUUUCAGGGACCUGCCAGUCUGAGAAGUUUCUUGUCAUAAGGCCAUCCAGGGGCCACCCGCCCCUAUAUUGCCAGCCUCCAGCAUGCAGGAUACCGUAACAACAUCAGCAUUGUUGGACCCCAGCCACUCCUCAGUCUCCAUCCAGGACAAGUCCUCCACUGGAGGACACAUUUCAAGCACAGGCCCACAGCUCUCAAAGCCUUCAAUCACACCAGUCCCUGCAAAGUCCAGGAACCCACAUCCCGGGGCCAAUUUCCAUCGGAUGCGCCGGAUCAUUGCUGAGGAUCCUGAGUGGUCACUGGCCAUCGUGCCCCUCCUCACAGAGCUCUGCAUUCAGCACAUUAUCAGGAACUUCCAGAAAAACCCUAUCCUGAAGCAGAUGCUCCCGGAACACCAGCAGAAGGUCCUGAACCACCUGUCCCCUGACCUACCACUGGCUGUGACCGCCAACCUGAUAGACAAUGAGAACUACUGGCUCCGCUGCUGCAUGCAUCGCUGGCCCGUGUGCCACGUGGCCCACCAUGGCGGCAGCUGGAAACGCAUGUUCUUCGAGCGGCACCUGGAGAACCUGCUAAAGCACUUUAUCCCAGGCACCACAGACCCUGCGGUGAUCCUCGACCUGCUGCCGCUCUGCCGGAAUUACGUGCGCAGGGUCCACGUCGAUCAGUUCCUUCCGCCGGUGCAGCUCCCGGCCCAGCUCCGGCCAGGCGGCCAGUCCGACUCAGGCAGCGAGGGAGAGAUGGAGGAGCCCACGGUUGACCACUACCAACUGGGCGAUCUGGUAGCUGGCCUGAGCCACCUGGAGGAGUUGGACCUGGUGUACGAUGUCAAGGACUGUGGCAUGAAUUUUGAGUGGAAUCUCUUCCUCUUCACCUACCGCGACUGCCACUCCUUGGCAGCUGCCAUCAAGGCAUGCCACACCCUCAAGAUCUUCAAGCUGACCCGAAGCAAGGUGGAUGAUGACAAGGCACGCAUCAUAAUUCGAAGCCUUCUGGACCACCCAGUCCUCGAGGAGCUGGACUUGUCACAAAACCUCAUUGGGGACCGUGGUGCACGAGGUGCCGCCAAGCUGCUGAGCCACAGCCGCCUGCGUGUGCUCAACCUGGCCAACAACCAAGUGCGUGCGCCCGGUGCCCAGUCCCUGGCUCACACUCUGGCACACAACGCCAACCUCAUUUCUCUCAACCUACGUCUCAACUGCAUCAAGGACGAGGGUGGCCAGGCUCUUGCCCAUGCCUUGCAGACCAACAAGUGCCUCACCACGCUGCACCUCGGUGGCAAUGAGCUGUCUGAGCCCACCGCCACACUCCUGUCACAGGUGCUCGCCAUCAACACCACACUCACCAGCAUCAACCUGUCCUGCAACCACAUCGGGCUGGACGGUGGGAAGCAGCUCCUGGAAGGCAUGUCAGACAACAAGACCCUCCUGGAAUUUGACUUGCGCCUGUCAGAUGUGGCCCAGGAAAGUGAGUACCUCAUUGGCCAGGCCCUCCAUGCAAACCGAGAAGCAGCCCGCCAGCGGGCCUUGAAUCCCAGCCACUUCAUGUCAACCAUCACUGCCAAUGGCCCUGAGAACUCUAUGGGAUAAAAUGACCUGACUUGGAUCAUGGCCCCAGCCCCAUCCCUCAUUUCAUACCCCUGCCAUGCCUGCUGCAGAGUAUCACACUGGUUCAGAGGGAGCGGGGAGGGGGACCAUGAAUAACCUUGGAGUGAUCAAGGGUUGUAUGGAUGGAGACAUGAGGCAAGGAAGGGAGCCUGGCAUGGGGGAAGAAAGGGUAUGCAGUAGGAACCCAGCCCUUGUGCCCAGGGAAAGGAUAUUACUGGACACCCACAAAUGACCAACUUCUUCCAGGAAUAGGGAAGUCAGAGAGGUGUCUGAGGGACUGUGCCUGCCAGAUUCUCCCAUGGGGGCUGCCUGCCUCCCUGACUCCCCACCAUUUUCUUCUCUACCAAACAGAUCCUUGAUCUUCACACACACACACACACACACACACCCUCUGGCUACAGCAGAGCUAUACCUUGCUCUCUCUGCCACCCUCAUCCCUGUAGAUGCAUUUCCCUGUUGCUUGACUCUGCUUUAAGUGAUACAGUUCCACAGGCCACGCCAUCCCCUAGUUCCCCAACUCCCAACCUGGGAAGGGGACAACGAGCUGACACCAAGGGCUUAGACCCAGUGGACUCCUCAGGGGAGGCAGCUGUAGAUGACGACUUCCAGGGAAGGAUGACACAAUCCCUGCCACCCACCCCAGAGAGCUUCCCUGGGAGGGAGGGAAAGAAGUGCCACACUGGGACAGGAAGUCAGUGAGUCAUCCACGACUUUAUUAUCCACCAGUUUGAUUUGUACAAUCUUUGCGCUUAAAUCCACGACAAAAAGGCCACAGUGUGAUGCACCCAAUUGACAGAGACCUGUCUUCUCCCCAGCCAGGCCCAGCCCACCCCACAAGCCCUUGUCCCCAGGACACAUGGAGCCUUCCAGGUGCCCUCCACGAGUCCCCAUCACUCUGUAGCUGUCUACCCUGGGGCCACACCUACAGGAAUCACAUCAGCCCCCAGGGCCACAAGAGACCUAGCUGACUGAUUCAGGCUGAGCGCCAUUGCCCAUCCUCCUCAGGCUGAUUGAUUGGCCCAGAGCCUCCAGAACUGUGUCCCCAAAGGGCAGGUCAUAGGCUACAACCCCAGUCCAAGAGUGCCUGCUCUCCAGGGACUCCUUCCGCUAAGCAGGCGCUGAGCAGAGCACCAAAGGGGGCUUGGGAGUGACUGCAUGUGUGUGCCUGUCCAGGCAACCUAGAGUCUGUCUGUGCCUGACACCCUCUGACAGUUCUGGAGUGCAAACGUGUAGGUGUGAGGGUGUGUGUGUGUGUAUAGCCACAGCUGCUAGCAGAGGUUCUAAUU